AUGGCCAGCGCCAGCGGCAGCGCUCUCGCCGCGCCCACCACCGUCCGCACCAGCGUGCACUUCACCCCGCUCCGCGGCUCGUCGGGCGGCGCAGCGCCCUCCGGGCUCCUCGAGGUGGACGGCCUCACACUCCUGCUCGACUGCGGCUGGGAGCCGCCGUUCGACGUGUCCGUGCUGGAGCCGCUGCGCGGGGUGGCCGCGCGGGUGGACGCGGUCCUCCUCUCGCACGGCGACCUCGCGCACGCUGGAGGGCUCGCGUACGCCUUUGCGCGGCUCGGCCUCUCCUGCCCCGUGUAUGCGACGCUGCCCGUCUCGCGGCUCAGCAAGCUGGCGCUCUACGACGCGCACGAGGGCGUCGCCGAGCAGUCGGCGGCGGGCGCGCCCUUCACGCUCGACGAGAUCGACGCCGCGCUCAGCCGCGUGUCCGAGCUCAAGUACUCGCAGACCGUCCUCUUGUCGGGCCGCGCCGCCGGGCUGAGCCUCACUCCCCUCCCGGCGGGCGGGUCGCUGGGCGGCGCGAUGUGGCGCGUGAGCAAGGCGCUCGAGGAGGUCCUCUUCCUCCCCCGCUUCUCGCACCAGAAAGCGCUCCUCGCCGCCGCCGCUGCCGCAAGGCCCGCACCCUUCCCGCACCCUUCGCGCACCCCUCGGUAG
Molecule: messenger RNA, 651 nt
Organism: Emiliania huxleyi CCMP1516
Lineage: Eukaryota; Haptophyta; Isochrysidales; Noelaerhabdaceae
Exons: 1
Coding region: 1-651 (216 amino acids)
Biological process (GO): mRNA 3'-end processing by stem-loop binding and cleavage
Cellular component (GO): mRNA cleavage and polyadenylation specificity factor complex
Molecular function (GO): RNA binding
Source: RefSeq, a predicted model, not a curated record